This is a messenger RNA of Ctenocephalides felis (cat flea), 2056 nucleotides long. RefSeq lists its product as uncharacterized. The record is from RefSeq and is a predicted model, not a curated record. The transcript has 15 exons. Lineage: Eukaryota; Metazoa; Arthropoda; Insecta; Siphonaptera; Pulicidae. The coding region runs from base 197 to 1882 and encodes 561 amino acids. Gene Ontology annotation, biological process: protein modification by small protein removal. Gene Ontology annotation, molecular function: peptidase activity.
AUUUGUUCACGUUCAUCGUUCUGUUCUUUGAUUAUUGAAUCAGAAUAACUUCGCGAGUUUAUUGUAAUACUUUGGUUAGCGUUUCUCAUUUUGUGUUUUAGAGUACAAAGUGCUAAAUAAGGACGUUCGAGUCUCUAAUAUUUACAAGAUACAUUAUUGAACUAUACUGCAGUCAAUUUAUAAAAGCAAAAUAAAUAUGAGUGAAUCUUCUGAUAAUUCGACCGUUGAGCUUUAUGUAUAUGAUUUGACAAAGGGAAUUGCAGCAAUUAUGUCUCCCAUAAUACUUGGUCGCAAAAUUGAUGGAGUGUGGCAUACAGCCAUUGUGGUUUACGGCAGAGAAUACUUCUUUGGCUUCAGCGGCAUCCAGACGUGUACACCGGGAGGAACUGUUCUUGGUCCGCCUUUGAGAGUUGAAAGAAUAGGCUCAACAGAAGUACCAUAUUCUGUUUUUUUGGAUUACGUUCUACAACUAGGAGACACCACUUUCAAAGGCAGCAAUUACGAUCUUUUCAAGCACAACUGUAACAUAUUUUCCGAUAAUUUGGCACAAUUUCUCUGCGGAGCAAAGGUUCCCAAAUAUAUAUUAGAUCUUCCCGACCAGGUUCUUUCUACAGCAGUUGGUUCUAGCUUGAAACCAAUUUUAGAGGCUUUGGCAAGAGGGCCUAAUAUUGAGGCUUUAGAAAAUAAUAGAUUACCAUUUCAAGAGAGGGAGCCAAGUCCUGACUUCAUCGAAUUGAAUUCACAAAUUGACCAAGCAAGGUUGAAUUCUGUUGCUAUAGAAAAAAGAAGGAGCAUCAUCAAACAGAAAUUAGCUGAAAACGAACGCAAAAAGGAGAAAAGGAAACAGAAAUACCAAAAUUUGUAUCGGAACGAAGAAAAUCAAGAAAACGGUAUGUCUGAAAUAGAAGUAAAUGGCUCUUCACCUACAAAUGGUGGCGACAUCAGAUCUGGAGAUGGACAGCAGUUACCUUCUGAACGUGUUCUAGAAGAAGAAGCUAACGAAAGAAGACAAGAGGAGGAAAGAAAAAGGUUGAGAGAUCCACCAAUUGUAUUUAGAGAUAUCGAUGUACCUCGGGAGUUUGACAACUUAGUAGGAGCGAUGGCCGAUCAUCUUUCGAGCGAAGAACAACAAUCUAUGGAAGAGUUGCACCAAUAUAUGAUUGAAAACGAAGGCUCUUGGGCUUUGAGUGAUGGAUUCUUAAAUUUUGUUGGCCGUAUUUUAAACGACACCAAUGUGGCACCCGCCGUCCGCGUGAACUUGCUGCGACUUUUGGCAGCGGCAGCACUAAAAGAUGAUGUUAUUUUGCUUUUGCAUCAAGACAGAAAGGAUCACGUUAUGAUGAAUUAUGCACAAGAGGUCGACAGGCACACUCCGGAGGAACAAAAGUCUCUAGCACUCUUUCUAUGCAAUAUGUUCGAGAAUUUAAGCUCUUCAGAAUGGCUACUUUACAUCUCCGAAUGGGAUUAUAAAGGACAACCUAUUUCAAACAUUAGGGGAACAACUAAAGUGGCUGUACAUUGUUUAUUGGCAGCUGAACCAGAACUACAAGAUAUUGGUACGGCAAUAGUGCAUAAUAUGGCCUGCAAGGAGAAAAUGCAUCAAGGAAAAAGGCUUCGAAAGAAAUUACCACCUGGAAGUAAAUCCAAGGUAUUUGACGACGUUGCUGUUGAACUCACUAUGGCCAUUCUACAGUUUUUCAAUUCUAAGCCAAUAGAGGAAUACCUAUUUAGGUGCAUGAAAGCCCUUGCUAAAUUUUGCCAAAUCAGCGGCCAAGAUGUUCCACAAUUGAUACAGAUGAUUGGUCCAUCACCUGCUUCAUUCAAAGGGCAAAGUGAAAGGGUGGACGAACUUAUUUUAAACAUUUCAAAAAAAAUACGCUAGAUAUUACAAUCACUCUACGUUACUCUAUGACGGAGAAAUUUAUUUAGUUAUGCAAUAAUAUAUUAUAAAUAAUACAUACAAUUUUAACGAGUUAACAUGACAUUUACUGAUUUAUUUAAAAGGGUGUCAUUAAAAAUCGGAAUAAUUUUAUACAAAAAAUACGACAUAUUAAUA